Molecule: messenger RNA, 1953 nt
Organism: Urocitellus parryii (Arctic ground squirrel)
Lineage: Eukaryota; Metazoa; Chordata; Mammalia; Rodentia; Sciuridae
Gene: Syt2
Product: synaptotagmin 2
Biological process (GO): synaptic vesicle endocytosis; calcium ion-regulated exocytosis of neurotransmitter
Cellular component (GO): axon; exocytic vesicle; plasma membrane
Molecular function (GO): calcium-dependent phospholipid binding; clathrin binding; SNARE binding
Source: RefSeq, a predicted model, not a curated record
CCCUCUGCCACCAUGAGGAACAUCUUCAAGAGGAACCAGGAGCCCAUUGUGGCUCCUGCCACCACUACUGCCCCGCUGCCAGUCGGCCCUGCAGACAACUCCACGGGGGGCGGGGCCGCGGGGGAGAGCCAGGAGGACAUGUUCGCCAAGCUGAAGGACAAGUUCUUCAACGAGAUCAACAAGAUCCCCUUGCCUCCCUGGGCUCUGAUCGCCAUCGCCGUGGUCGGGGGCCUCCUGAUCCUCACCUGCUGCUUCUGCAUCUGCAAGAAAUGCUGCUGCAAGAAGAAGAAGAACAAGAAGGAGAAGGGCAAAGGCAUGAAGAACGCGAUGAACAUGAAGGACAUGAAGGGGGGCCAGGAUGACGAUGACAAUGAGACGGGCCUGACCGAGGGGGAAGGYGAAGGGGAGGAGGAGAAGGAGCCGGAGAACCUGGGCAAACUGCAGUUUUCCUUGGACUAUGAUUUUCAGGCGAACCAGCUCACGGUGGGCGUUCUGCAGGCUGCUGAGCUACCUGCCCUGGACAUGGGCGGCACCUCAGACCCUUACGUCAAAGUCUUCCUUCUUCCAGACAAGAAGAAGAAAUAUGAGACCAAAGUCCAUCGGAAGACCCUGAACCCUGCCUUCAAUGAGACCUUCACCUUCAAGGUGCCAUACCAGGAGCUUGGGGGCAAAACCCUGGUGAUGGCCAUCUACGACUUUGACCGCUUCUCCAAACAUGACAUCAUUGGAGAGGUAAAGGUGCCCAUGAACACCGUGGACCUUGGCCAGCCCAUCGAGGAGUGGAGAGACCUGCAGGGCGGAGAGAAGGAGGAGCCAGAGAAGCUGGGCGACAUCUGCACCUCCCUACGCUAYGUACCCACAGCCGGGAAGCUCACUGUCUGCAUCCUGGAGGCCAAGAACCUCAAGAAGAUGGACGUGGGUGGCCUUUCAGACCCCUAUGUGAAGAUCCACCUGAUGCAGAACGGCAAGAGGCUCAAGAAGAAGAAGACAACAGUGAAGAAGAAGACCCUGAACCCCUACUUUAACGAGUCCUUCAGCUUUGAGAUCCCCUUUGAGCAGAUACAGAAAGUCCAGGUGGUGGUCACUGUGCUGGACUAUGACAAGCUGGGCAAGAAUGAAGCCAUCGGCAAGAUCUUUGUGGGCAGCAACGCCACGGGCACAGAGCUGCGACACUGGUCUGACAUGCUGGCCAACCCCCGGAGGCCCAUCGCCCAGUGGCACUCACUGAAGCCGGAGGAGGAGGUGGACGCACUUCUGGGCAAGAAUAAGUAGAUGGCCGCGGCUGGGACCCCGUGCCCUUGAUGGACACUGACAAGAUCCAGAGCUAUCAAUACCUCAGUUAUGCGACCUUAGAGGUUUUCUUCAUCGUUUGUGGUUGUGUCCUUGUUUUUCCUUCCUUUUUCUCUUUUUCAAGACCAACUUUCCUUUGAUGGCUGUGUGAGGAGAGUCCCCUAAGAGGUGGAAGAGAAGCCUGGCUCUGUUCGUCGUCCCAGGAGCUGCGGUCGGUCGCUGCAUGCCCUGCCGGUUCCCCCUCACUCUCUCAAAGCUUUGUUCAAGCCUCACCCUGGGUGAGGCCCUCUCCUGGCGGGAAGUUGCAGCGCUUCCUGGUUUUGUGCGUUCUGGACCAACAACAUGGCAGCACAUCUUGCUUUGCAACAGCCAAGCAACACAGUAGCCAACGGGUGUGUGUGUGUGUAUGUGUGUGUAUGUGUGUGUGUGUGUGUGUGUGUGUGAGUGAGUGUGUGGGUGUCUGAGUAUUUUUCUUCAUUCCUGGGAUGAGCCAUAGACAGUGAUCCUCUGUGGGAAGAGAAGGCUCUUCAGGGACAUGAGGAGAUGAAGAAAGUCCACUGUCUUGAGUGGAACAUGGUCUACCAGAUGGCGGAGAAGGCUCAGAAUCCCAGUCAGAGGCCGGAAGCCUUCAUACUCUUCUGGGUGGACAUUUGGGAGGCAGCA